Molecule: messenger RNA, 2760 nt
Organism: Gilbertella persicaria
Lineage: Eukaryota; Fungi; Mucoromycota; Mucoromycetes; Mucorales; Choanephoraceae
Product: NRDE-2, necessary for RNA interference-domain-containing protein
Exons: 9
Coding region: 1-2760 (919 amino acids)
Biological process (GO): negative regulation of RNA catabolic process; RNA processing; regulatory ncRNA-mediated post-transcriptional gene silencing
Cellular component (GO): catalytic step 2 spliceosome
Molecular function (GO): protein binding
Source: RefSeq, a predicted model, not a curated record
AUGGACAAGAGAGGCGACCAAGAUAAUUUAACUUAUGGUAGCAAUCAUGUAUAUUCUGUACCUACAUUUAAGCGUAUGGGUGGAGGCUCAGUGAUUGGAUUACCACCCUUUAAACGCAUUGAUGGCUCUCAAUCAAAAUCUGGCCAAGUGACUUUAUUGGAUAAAUCAGACAGCAAAGUAAAGCAAUAUAUUGCCACAAUAGAGACUGACGCUUACAAAUCACUAAAGAAGAUUCAUAUCAAACCUAACCUUGAUUUGCCUGAUCCGUUUGCAUCCAAUAGACAUACAAUUGAAUUUGAUGAUGUUCGUAUUAAACCAGAUAAAGAUAGUUUAUGGGAUUCAAGUGAUGUAGACUAUCGUUCUAUUGAAGGUAACAAAGUCAAGCAUAUAGAAGAAAAAGAAGAAGUGGAAGAAGAGGGUGAAAGUUUUGAUGAUCAAAUGCGUCGACGCACCAUUGAAUACAAUCGAGCAUUGGACCAGAAUCCUAAGAAUGUAUCUCUUUGGCUUGAAUUUAUUCAAUUUCAAGAUGAAGCAGCCCGCGGUCUUGACCCAACGGCCAGUACGAGCCAAAAGAACCGUACUAGUUUGAAUGAAGUGAAGCUCAGUAUUUUUGAGAAAGCAUUGGACCAUAAUCCAACAAGUGAAGAACUAAUCCAUGCCUAUCUCGCCUGUGGUGCUGAAGUAUGGGAGACUAUUCGUUUACUUCGAAAAUGGGAUACAGUCCUCAAGGACCAUCCUGAUUCCAUUCGACUAUGGUCUGACUAUAUCAAUUUAAGACAAACCAAUUUUGCUAGUUUCUCAUUUACACAGUGUGUGCAUGUAUUUGAAGAUGCAUUGGCUGUGCUUGGCAAAUAUGCUCAACAAGCUCAUGGAGAACGUAAAGAAGACAUUGAAUCCAUUAUGGUCUAUAUCUUAUUAAGAGCAUGCUUGUUUGUGAAGCAAUCUGGAUAUCAAGAAAAGGCAUUUGCUAUUCUUCAAGCAGCUGUUGAAUUCAAUCUGUUUCAACCACGUAUCUUUGAAAUGACAGGAUUAGAACAAAAGAAGCGUUGGUUUACUGAAUUUUGGGAGAGUGAAGUACUUCGGUUUGGCGAGAAAGGCGCUUUGGGCUGGGCAGAGUAUUAUCGCAAGACAAACAAUGGGGAAGAUGUACCUGAAGUCACUGUAGAAAAGAAGAAUGAUGAGGAAGAAGACGAAAUAUUGACAUUGACAGAUUGGCUUCAUGCUGAACAAGCUCAAGAAAACACACAUCGAUUGCCUCUUCGUAUGAGUCAAGCAGAAGAUGAAGAUACUGACCCUUUUCGUAUUCCUUUGAUUGAAGACGUCAAGCCCUUUUUGUUUAACAUUACGACAUUUGAUGCACGCUACAGUCUGAUCUAUAGUAUUUUUGUCUUUUUGGGAUUGCCUUAUACACCACCAGAAAUAGGAACCAACACACACUUUUUCACAGACACAUUUACACACAAUGAUUUAGCAUUGCAUGAUUUCUGGCCACAAGACAAAGGCAACGCCAGGCAUUUAUUAUGGUACGUUGCAGGUGUUCCUAUGAAUCCUGAACAUACAACGGCUGCUGCCCAUCCUUAUUCUAUACCCAAUUCAUAUCCUGUGGGAAUUUCUGAAUUAUUUGCCAAAUCUGGAUCCUGGUUCAAGGCGUCUGGAAAAGAGUUUAUUCAUUGUAACGUAGAUGAACAGUUUACAAGAAAUGCAUUUGAACAGAUUCUUGCUAUUGAAAAAAAUGAACACUUGAUGAUUUGUUAUUUGGCAUUUGAAUCAAGUUGUGGACAAAAACUGGGCCGUCGGUUAGCUAAAAGUCUCCUCAAGGACAAUAGAGCCAGUCUAAAACUUUGGAAUGCAUAUGCACAAAUGGAAAAAAGCCAUGAUAGAAUAAGCGAGGUAAAGAGACGCAUCAUCCAUAUGGUAAUGACUAACAUGCUGGUUACUCCUUACUUACAUCACUCAUUAGAUGAAAAUACGCCAUCACCAACAACAACAUCCAUUUUGCGAGCAAGAGAGUAUUUUUCUCAGAGAAUAGCACAAUUAUCUACACUUUCAGAAUCAGAGGAAGAAAGACAAGCAGCAUUUUAUACUAUUGUAUGUUGUGGGUUAUUUGAAUACCUGUCAAGUGGUAUUUCAAGUGCUCAAGUUGUUUAUGAACAUGCACUUGAAUACAUCAGAGAAAGACAUGCUGAGCGAGGUUAUGCUGCUGAAAUGCUCUGGACUGAAUAUGCUACUUUACUUUACCAUCAUGCUUUGUCUCAAACACAUAAAGCAAGUGCUAUUCGUACAGCAAUGGAAAGAGCACUUGCUUUGUUUCCCAACAACACUAUGUUUUUAUCAUUUUAUGUCUGGAAUGAAUCAAAAACCAAGAUCUAUAAUCGAGUACAGCAUUUGUUAAAUGAUAAAUUAAAAAAUGCCAAUGUUAUUUUAUGGCUAUGUACAAUUUACAGUGAAUUACAUCGCCAUAAACCUUAUCAAGUGAAUUCUGUUCGCAAUCACUUUGAAAAAGCUGUUCAACAUACAAGAUCCUCCAUCUUGUUAUGGAAAUACUACAUUGAGUUUGAAAUGAAGCAAAAUGAUAUUCAACGAGCAAAGACUCUCUUUUAUCGAUCCAUUCGUGAAUGUCCUUGGUCAAAAGAACUUUAUCUAUUGGGUAUUCAAAUGUUUGAAAAGACAAUGACCGAAAAGGAAAAGAAUGAGCUCAUCAGUUUGAUGAUGGAAAAGGAGAUUCGUAUCAGAAUUGAAAUAGAAGAAGACCUGUUGUAA